Messenger RNA from Microdochium trichocladiopsis, 1695 nucleotides. RefSeq lists its product as uncharacterized. Lineage: Eukaryota; Fungi; Ascomycota; Sordariomycetes; Xylariales; Microdochiaceae. Gene Ontology annotation, biological process: ubiquitin-dependent endocytosis. The record is from RefSeq and is a predicted model, not a curated record. Gene Ontology annotation, molecular function: ubiquitin protein ligase binding; protein-macromolecule adaptor activity. The transcript has a single exon. The coding region runs from base 1 to 1695 and encodes 564 amino acids. Gene Ontology annotation, cellular component: cytoplasm; cytosol; plasma membrane.
AUGUCGAUCCGAAUCGCCCUCGAUAAGCCACAAGAGUUCUACACGAACCUCGACGAAAUCAGCGGGCAAGUCAUCCUAGGCCUGAACCGUGUCGAGACGAUUGGCAAUGUCGUCGUCAAGCUCGAAGGCGACUCCCGCACCGCCCUUAAGACUCCGGACCUCGACGGCCGCGUCAACAAAUAUGACUCGAACGGCGUCGUCACCGAGAGCCACAAGCUGCUGUACCGGCUGCAGCAGGUCUUUCCGACCCCGAACACCCCGAUGAACGGGCCUGGCGGCUCCAGCGUAUUCAACCCGGGGCAGCACGCCUUCCGCUUCAACUUCAAGAUGCCACUCAACAACAUCUGCCACGAUCCGAAAGCAAUGUCCUCGCUGAUAGGCGUGGGCGGCAUGCUUGCGCCAGGACAGUCGGGCAUGCUUGGCCUUGGCGGCUUCCGCACCAUGGACGGCACUCGCCAGCUUAUGCUGCAGCAUGUCAAGUCGACUCUGCCUCCCAGCCUGACGGGGUUCCACGCGCAGGCCGAAAUAAGAUACUAUAUCAAGGUCACGAUUCAGCGGCCAGGCUUCUUCAAGGAGAACUGGCGAUUCCAAAUCGGCUUCAAGUUCCUGCCGCUCGAGCCUCCGCGGCCAGCGCUCACGGCCCAGGAGGCCUUUGCCAGAAGACCAUUUGCAUUCACACCACGCACACCGCACCCAGCGAAACGGCAUUCCUUCUUCGGUAUCGGCGGCAAGUCCAAGAACAAAGACCCCGCAGAGCCGGGCCCGGUAGAGGGCGAGAAACAGGAGCCGCCCACCAUAGAAGUCUCCGCACGCCUGCCGCACCCUGCCAUCCUCACCUGCAACGAGAACAUACCACUCAGGAUCCUUGCCAAGAAGGCCGCUCCGGUCAACGAGCAGGUCUACCUUGUGGGCUUGGAGGUGGUGCUGCUCGGCUACACCAAUGUGCGCGUGUCGACCCUGUACCACACCGAGACGUCGAAGUGGACAGUCGUCACGCAGCAGAACCUCAAGGUGCCCCUGGGGAAGCCGGAAGACGAGGUAGGUUCCGAGUUCGAGGUGCCAAACAAUCUCUGGGCUGGCCAGGCACUGCCCAACACGGUCGCGCCGUCCUUUAAGGCUUGCAACAUCGAGCGCCGCUACGAGCUGGAAGUACACCUGGCGCUGUCAUGGGGUCUCCCGGGCGUCAAAGGCGCCACGGCGUUUCCGCAGCUGCUGCGCCUGCCAUUGAAGCUUUCAAACGUGGCAGUGUUUUCCGGCAUCAAGCCACCACCGGAACUUCUCCAAGCCGCGACUGCCGCCGCCGCCGCCACCACCACCACCGGCAAGCCAAAGCCACCAGCGCUCCCGCCACGAGCCUCACAGGUCGGCCUCAACUCGCAGUUCCAGUCCUCGCAGCAGAGACCGGGCAGGCCCACGCACACAAACACAUUCCCAGCCGCCGACGGCAGGCCACCACCCUUGCCCACGGCGGCCGGCCGGCCAACACAGGUCCACGACCCUCUGUACCCGCCGCAGCUCGGGCCGGGCAACGUGCUCCCCGCGGACGACGCGCCGCCCAGCUACGACGAGGCCAUGGCGGCGACGGCCAGCGCGCCGAGCACCGAAGACCGCCCGGCGUACAGCGGCGUCACGGACCCGAAUGCGCCUAGCUCGAUCCCCGAGAAUGACGGCACCGAGAAGAGAGGGUGGCACUGA